This is a messenger RNA of Elephantulus edwardii (Cape elephant shrew), 1161 nucleotides long. RefSeq names its product proline rich 5 (renal) (gene PRR5). The record is from RefSeq and is a predicted model, not a curated record. NCBI's taxonomy places the organism in Eukaryota, Metazoa, Chordata, Mammalia, Macroscelidea, Macroscelididae. The transcript has 8 exons. Bases 67 to 1161 code for a protein of 364 amino acids. Gene Ontology annotation, cellular component: TORC2 complex. Gene Ontology annotation, biological process: TORC2 signaling.
CCGCAGCGCCGCGGGGGCCCCGGAGCAAGAGCGGCGGGGCACGGGGCGCGCGGGCGCCGGGUCACCAUGAGGACUCUCCGCAGGUUGAAGUUCAUGAGUUCGCCCAGCCUCAGAGACCUGGGCAAGAGAGAGCCGGCCGCCAGCGGCGCGGACGAACGGGGCACGCAGCAGCGCCGGGCCUGCGCCAACGCCACCUGGAACAGCAUCCACAACGGAGUAAUCGCCGUCUUCCAGCGCAAAGGACUACCUGACCAGGAGCUCUUCAGCCUCAACGAGGGUGUCCGGCAGCUGCUGAAGACAGAGCUGGGGUCAUUCUUCACGGAGUACCUGCAGAACCAGCUGCUGACCAAAGGCAUGGUGAUCCUCCGAGACAAGAUCCACUUCUACGAGGGACAGAAGCUGCUGGACUCGCUGGCAGAGACGUGGGACUUCUUCUUCAGCGACGUGCUACCUGCCCUGCAGGCCAUCUUCUACCCAGUGCAGGGCAAGGAGCCGUCGGUGCGCCAGCUGGCCCUGCUGCACUUCCGGAACACCAUCACGCUGAGCGUGAAGCUGGAGGACGCGCUGGCCCGCGCCCACGCCCGCGUGCCGGCCGCCAUCGUGCAGAUGCUCCUGGUGUUGCAGGGGGUGCACGAGUCCAGGGGUGUGACUGAGGACUACCUGCGGCUGGAGGCGCUGGUGCAGAAGGUGGUGUCGCCCUACCUGGGCACCUAUGGCCUCUACUCCAGUGAGGGGCCCUUUGCACACUCCUGCAUCCUGGAGAAGCACUGCCUGCGGCGCUCACGCUCCGGCGACGUCCUGGCCAAGAACCCUGUGGUGCGGUCCAAGAGCUACAACAUCCCACUGCUGAACCCCGUGGCCGAGCAUGAGGCCGAGGGCGCAGCAGGCAGCACGGGCAUCCGUCGGCACUCUGUCUCUGAGAUGACCUCCUGCCCAGACCCCCAGGCCUUCGCUGAGGCGGCGCACCACUCUGGACCCUGCCCCAGCAGACUGGACCCCUCUGCCCAGGCCACCGAGCCGGGCCUGGACCCCAGCCCUGAGAACCUGGUGGACAGAGUGCUGGAGUCCGCGGACUCGGACUCUGAGGGCAUCUUCAUUGACUUUGGCCGGCAUGGCGGUGGCGAGUUCGAGGCAGGGCGGGGCAGGCAGACCAUAGUGUGA